Trichomonas vaginalis G3 is the source of this 543-nucleotide messenger RNA. Its product is annotated as NAD(P)H nitroreductase YDGI-related family. Lineage: Eukaryota; Parabasalia; Trichomonadida; Trichomonadidae. Gene Ontology annotation, molecular function: oxidoreductase activity. The transcript has a single exon. The record is from RefSeq and is a predicted model, not a curated record. The coding region runs from base 1 to 543 and encodes 180 amino acids.
AUGGCACUUAAUGCGUUAAAACAUCGCCGCUCAAUCAGAAGCUUCGAUACAACAAUGUCCAUAACACCAGAGCAACGUAAGGAAAUUGCCGACGCAGCUUUAAAUUCCCCAACAUUCAUGAAUAAGCAAGAUAUCGACUUAAUGUGGAUUACCGAUCCACAAUUGAUCGAAAAGAUCAGCACCGCUGCUUACGAAAGUCUUCCAAAAGAGAAGAAAGCACAGUUUGAUAUUCGUGUUGGCAAAUAUGAUGUUAAGAAUAUUAUCACUGGUGACUCAAAGGAUAUUAUUCUUUUCAUUAAGAACGAACGCGCUUCUGCUGUUACAGAAAUGAACUGUGGCAUUAUUGCUAUGGGUGCUAUGGUUGCUGCUCAGGAAUUCAAUAUCGACUCAAUGAUUCUCGGCUGCAUUGCUCAAGAGAAGGUUGAACAGGUUUUGAAUCUCCAGAAGGGCCAACUUGUCAUUGGCCUUGCUCUUGGUUUCAGGAAGAAGAAGCCUGUUAUCGAUCCAAAGGAAAUUGUUGGCAAAGUUACUUAUAUCGAAUAA